This is a messenger RNA of Oldenlandia corymbosa var. corymbosa, 1284 nucleotides long. The record is from the annotation of a GenBank genome assembly. NCBI's taxonomy places the organism in Eukaryota, Viridiplantae, Streptophyta, Magnoliopsida, Gentianales, Rubiaceae.
AUGCGAGAAACUCUUGCUAGAUUGUAUAAUGUUACUACUCAAUUAUGUAGUAGAAUACAAGAUCUAGAACUGGAGGUUCGUAAUGGUCGUGCUCAAGGUAAUGAAGGUAAUGAAAAUCGUAAUAGAGCUGAUCGUGUUGUCAAUAGGAAUGAUCCUUAUGAACUUGCCUUCCAUGGAGGUUCUCCUAGUGAGGGGAAUGAGCUAGUCCUUCAUUCUAGUUUUGGAAUGCCAAGUUUACUUUGCAGGCCAAUCAAGGAAGAAAGGAUGGAUCUUGACUACCUAUGUGAUAGGGAGUUGGUUCAAAAGAGCUAUGAUCAAGGGAAUGAGAAUGUCAUUAACUUUGGGGUUCAAACCAAAGUAGAUGAAGACCUCAUGGAAAUAAGUGCUGAAGAGUAUCAAGAGAGUUUGACUCUUCAACAAGAUGUCACUCAGGAGAAUGAAAAUAGUCACUCAGGGGAAUGGAGGCCAGGGGUGUUCUUCUCCUCUUCCUACUGUUGUAGUUGUUUUAUUAGCACUGUUGAUGGAGACCAUCUAGCUAACACUAAUGAAGAGGGACAAGUUGCUGCCAAUAAUGGAGAAGACGAGCAAGUUGAGGACGUGAAUGCUAAUGGAGGAUCUAAAGAUGCUGCUUUAAAGAAUAAUCCUUACAUUCGUGAUCCACUUUCAAACAUUGUUGGACCAAUGACUCGUGCUAGACGCAAGAGGAUGAAUGAAUCACUUAAUAGUCUAAUUGUUACUACAUGGGCUAAGGAGGAAAUUAAGCUUGAAGAUUACAAGCCCAAGACUAUUAAUUUGCUGCAAGUGACACCAAAUGGACAUGGCCCAUUUGGAGAGAAGAAUUUCGGCCCUCAAUCCACAAGGGGACCGCCGGCCACCUUUCCUCAUGUUGCAAACACUAAUGGAGACCAUCUAGCUAACACUAAUGGAGAGGGACAUGUUGCUGCCAAUAAUGGAGAGGACGAGCAAGUUGAGGUCGUGAAUGCUAAUGGAGGAUCUAAAGAUGCUGCUUUAAAGAAUAAUCCUUUCAUCCGUGAUCCACUCUCAAACAUUGUUGGACCAAUGACUCGUGCUAGACGCAAGAGUAUGAAUGAAUCACUUAAUAGUCUAAUUGUUACUACAUGGGCUAAGGAGGAAAUUAAGCUUGAAGAUUACAACCCCAAGACUAUUAAUUUGUUGCAAGUAACACCAAAUGGACAUGGCCCAUUUGGAGAGAAGAAUUUUGGCCCUCAAUCCUCAAAGGGACCGCCGACCACAUCUCCUCAUGUUGGUCGAAUUGCUCCCUAA